Messenger RNA from Fulvia fulva, 4179 nucleotides. Its product is annotated as DNA repair protein rad13. Gene Ontology annotation, biological process: nucleotide-excision repair. Bases 1 to 4179 code for a protein of 1392 amino acids. The transcript has a single exon. Gene Ontology annotation, molecular function: DNA endonuclease activity; single-stranded DNA binding. The record is from RefSeq and is a predicted model, not a curated record. Gene Ontology annotation, cellular component: nucleus. NCBI's taxonomy places the organism in Eukaryota, Fungi, Ascomycota, Dothideomycetes, Mycosphaerellales, Mycosphaerellaceae.
AUGGGUGUCACGGGGCUGUGGCAGAUCUUGCAGCCAUGCGCGCGGCCCAUCAAGAUCGAGACGCUCAAUCGCAAGCGCCUGGCGGUGGACGCCAGCAUCUGGAUCUACCAGUUUCUCAAGGCAGUGCGUGAUAAGGAGGGCAACGCUCUGCGCAACAGCCACAUCGUCGGCUUCUUCCGCCGCAUAUGCAAACUGCUGUUCUUCGGCAUCAAGCCCGUCUUCGUCUUCGACGGGGGCGCACCGGCUCUCAAGCGACAGACGAUCCGAGCGCGCAAGGCGCGAAGAGAAGGCCGUCGGGAAGAUGCCGCGCGGACGGCAGGCAAGCUGCUGGCGGUGCAGAUGCAGCGGCGUGCAGAAGAGGAGGAGGCGCAGCGCAAGGCAGAGCCACAGCGGUACCGCGCGCCAGAGCAAGAAGAGGCAGUGCCGGACGAUGGGCUCGUCUACGUGGACGAGCUGCAGAUGACACAGCAGGAGCGCCAGCAGAACAGAAAGUUCCGCAAGAAGGACCAAUAUCACCUGCCCGAGAUGGACAUGUCCAUGAGCGAGAUGGGCGGCCCCAACGAUCCGCGUGUCAUGUCGCUCGAGGAGCUGCAGGCACACGCGCGCAGCUUCGACACGGGCGAGGAUAUCAAUGUAUAUGACUUCUCCAAAAUCGACUAUGACAGUCCCUUCUUCAUGUCUCUGCCCGCCUCUGACCGGUACAACAUCCUUAACGCUGCACGACUGCGCAGUCGGCUGCGUAUGGGUCACUCCAAGGAACAGCUUGAUGUCAUGUUCCCGGACCGGAUGGCAUUCUCCAAAUUCCAGAUCGAGCGUGUGCAGGAACGCAACGAGCUUACACAACGUCUGAUGCGUUUGAAUGGGUCCGAGGAUACCACAUUUGGACUCGGCAGGAUCGCAGGUGAGAAGGGCAGAGAGUAUGUCUUGGUGAAGAACGAUGGAGUCAAGGGUGGCUGGGCCUUGGGUGUGAUCAGCGAAGAAGGCAAGGAAGAGAAGCCGAUAGAUAUCGACAAGCCGGCGCCGCUCGUCAAGACAGACCCUGAUGGAGAAAGUGAAGACGAGUUUGAGGAUAUCCCCAUCGAAGGCUUAAAUCGACUACCCAAGAGAAAGGGCGGCAAUGAAGAGGCAUCCGACCAGCUUCUGAGGCAGCGGCGAGCUCUCUAUAGUUCGAGAAGGACAACGACAAGACGAAGGCCAAGGCCCAAACGACAGACGGAACCUGACCCAAACUCGCUUUUCGUACAGGAUAGCAGCGGAGAGGAAGAUGAGUGGGGGGAGGUGCAAGUCGACGACGACCUGUUCGGCGAGGGUGAGGCAGAGUCAAGUGAGGAUGAAGAUCUGAGAAAAGCCAUUGCAAUGUCCAUGGAGGGGACUGGUGCCGAAGGGCGUAAUCAGACAGAUGCUGACGGCAAUGCAUCUGAUCUGGAGCAGGAGAACCUGCCCGAGGCUUUCAAGCAGUCAGCGGCAAAAGAGCAGCGACCAAUUCCGAGGGGAAAUGCGAGAGCGAUCGCGAACAUCCUGAACAAACGUGCACAUGACACCGCUCCGGAGAGUCGCGAGAUUACCUCAUUCGGUGUUCCAACCUCGAAGCCGGAGGACAGCGACGACAAUGACGAUAGCAUGGAUCUUCAGGCUGCUCUUGCAGAAAGUCGCAGGAGUAAGCGUAGGUCCAGCCCUCCUCAACGCCGGCAAGACGCAACCCGCAGGGCCGAACAGUCCGCUACUGAUAUCGCCAAACAAGCGGGCUUCAAAGGUCCUCUGCCAUUUGAGAAGCUCGAUCUCGGCUCAUCCCUACUUGGCAAGAAGAAGAUGCAGGAGCGUACCGAGGAGGCUCAGGGUGGAUUUGAGAACCCUGCACUUGCAACGAAGGAGAAGAAGAAGGCGGAACCGCUGCCACCUUGGUUCUCAGGUGACAUCGAGCAGGAUCUCGAGGCUCAAAGACGCCGGGAACGAGAAGCUCGCAAGAAAGAUCGUGAAUUUGGGCAGCAAUUUCAGUUUCAGAAGCAGGGCGAGGGCAUGCUUCAGCGAGCUGACACUGGGGAUGUCAUCGAGCUCGACGGUGAUGACGACGACGACGAAGGCCUCAAGGACGAAGCAGUCAUCGACCUUGAACACGACGAGACCACGACCACUGCGCUAAACACUGAACCAGACGAACCCGAGUCCCUCGUUCUUGAAGAGAAAGGAAUGCCUGAGAGACCGCUCGUUGGCGAGAAUUUGACCAUGGGCGACAUGGCUGACGAGAUUCGGGCGCAGCCCAACAUAGCCAAGCAUUUGGAAGCUGCCGAUAAGGUGGACGCUCCUCCCGUCAAAAGAGUGUCUCCAACGAGUGGCGCAGGAGUGGCGCAAGUGCCAACAGUGGGUCGCACGCCGGGGACAGCGAAGGCGCCAUUCAUGGAAGAUAGCGAGGAGGAAGGGAUACCCAGUCACUCGCCCUCACACGAAGCAAAGCCCUCAUCAAAGGUCAAGGCACCUCUCGUUGAAGAAGACGACGGGGACAUACUCGAGUGGAGUGAAAGUGAUCGAGAAGAUGACCGGCGGGAAGGGCCCAAUGAGAGGACCUCGCGAUCUGCCAGCGCCACAAUCUCAGCCAAGGGACAGUCAGUGCCGAUAUCAGACACGACGAGCGCAUCGAGAGCGGGUGCAGCUGACUUGGCACAAGCGCCCACGGACGAGCAGAUUGCCCACCCUGAGCCACCACGUGAUGCUGAGGACGACGAAGACCUUAACUUCGAGGAUGUUGAGCUACCGGAACACCCUUUCUCGGUCGUCACCAGGGACGAGUCACCGGUGCUCGAGGAUCAGUUUGAAGAUGUCCGAACAGAACCUCAUUCUGGUCUGGCGCUGCAGGAGUCAGUGCCAGAAGGUGACGAGUACGAUGACUUCUCUGACCCCGAAGACGCAGAGAUACUUCGCGCAUUGACUCUUGAGGCCGAAGAACAUGCUCGCUUCGCGAGCAGUCUCAAUAACAAAUCUCAAGCUCAGAAUAUCCAGGAGUACGAGAAGGAGCUAAAGCAACUGCGCAACCAACAGAAGAAAGAUCGCCGUGAUGCAGACGAAGUUACCCAAAUCAUGAUCCAGGAGUGUCAGGCACUGCUGCGUCUAUUCGGACUACCAUACAUCACCGCACCCAUGGAAGCCGAAGCGCAAUGCGCCGAGCUGGUUCAUCUGGGUCUCGUCGACGGCAUUGUCACAGACGACUCUGAUUGCUUUCUCUUCGGCGGUACACGCAUCUACAAGAACAUGUUCAACCAAGCAAAGUUCGUAGAAUGCUACCUCACCUCCGACCUCGAAAAGGAGUUCGACCUGACGCGGAAUAAGCUUAUCGCUGUCGCACACCUGCUAGGCUCCGAUUACACAGACGGAAUUCCUGGCAUAGGUCCCGUUACAGCUCUUGAGAUCAUCUCCGAGUUCGGCAGCCUCGAAAAGUUCAAAGAAUGGUGGACUGCUGUACAGAUGAACCAGAUUCCCAAGGAAGAAGAUGCCAAGAAUGCCUUCAGGAAGAAGUUUCGGAAAAAUGCAACGAAGCUGUUUCUUCCGCCUGCGUUCCCGGACGCUCGCGUGGAGCUGGCAUACCAGCAGCCCGACGUUGAUGCUACGCAGGAGGCCUUUCAAUGGGGUGUGCCUGAUCUUGCUGCACUUCGCUCCUUCCUGAUGGCCACUAUUGGCUGGAGCGAAGAACGCACAGAUGAAGUCCUCGUGCCCGUGAUCAAGGACAUGAACCGACGCGUCGACGAAGGUACGCAAGCGAACAUCACUGCUUUCUUCGACGGCGGUGUUGGGGUCGGCGCGGCAGGUGCUCGCGACUCUGGCAGGGGCGAAGGCUUCGCGCCUAGGAAGCGAGCGGAGGGUAGUAAGAGAAUGGGCAGCGCUCUCAGUAAGAUGGCGCAGAAAGCUAAGCGUAACAGGAACGGUAUUUCUGAGGACUUCUCUGAGGAGGUCGAGGAGCCUAGUAAAGACGGCGAUGGCGUCAAUGCUGAUCCACCGUCGGUUGAUCCUCCUGCUGCAAGACAACAGCAGCGCAAGCGAAAAUCAGCAAAGGCUGCGACUCAGCCUGAAGCAUCGGCAGCUUCAGGUGAGGACGAGAGUGAGUUUGAGGGUCCGAGGAAAAAGAAGGCAAAAAGGAAGACGGGGUUGGCGAAAAGUGGUCGGAGGAAGAGAGUACUGGAAGAUGAAUAA